GUCCCUUACUGGUAGAACCAGUGCUGUUGGGGUUGGCUGCAGGUGACAUUACUGGGACAAGGGAUACUACACCCUAAUGAUGGUGACAGUGUUUACAAUCCGGAGAUAUUAUACAUUCCAUUUUGCAAAGAAAAUACAUCAAAUUGCUUGUGGCCUCAGCAAGUAAUUACCAGACUGCUGAUUUACUAAGAAUACCAAGCACAGAAAAACCUUGGAUGUGGUGAAGUGGUGCCCAGACUGGAGGGAUGAUGCCAGGCAGGGUUAUGCCCACGCUGGGAAAGUGGCUGUUCCUUCUGUGUCUAGGAGGGUUUGCAGAAGUGGACAGCCGACCCACGGAUUCUAAACAUGCGGAAUUUGGCCUCCUGUACACUGGACGUGUGAACAGAAAUGUGGAAGAACUCUAUACCUAUAAUUACACUAGCAAACUGGGGAAGGUGGAUGCUCUCCAUGUCUUUGUGAAUUCUGAUGCCGAUAACCUACAGUUUCCUGUUUUAUUUGUGGUUCGACAGCAGAAAGGAGUCCUGUCCUGGCAAGUCCCACUCUUAUUCCGAGGCUACAGCAAUAAAAGGACCUACACAUACCAUGAAGUGAGCCGCACACUCUGUCCCAAGGAAUCUGAGGGGGAAAUUGAGAAGUUUAUCUACAUAGAAGUGGCUUCCAUGGCGCCGUAUGACGUGGUAUAUCAGCUGAUGGUGACACGACUCCAUAACUUCGAGCUGGAGACUGGCGUGAUGUUCAAUUUCAGCGCCUCUCCGUCUCAGCCUCAGUAUUUUCUCUAUAGGUUGCCUGAGAAUGUGGAUUCAGUCAUCAUUAAGGUGCAGUCCCCAGAAGCCUUUCCCUGCUCUGUGGUGUCUGUUCAGGAUGUUGCGUGUCCUGUCUAUGACAUGGAUUAUAAUGUAGAAUUUAAUGGGAUCUACCAGACGAUGACAAAGAAAGCUGCGAUAACUGUACGGAGGAAAGAUUUCCCUUCAGGACAGUUCUAUGUGGUGUUUGUCAUCAAACCAGAAGAUUAUGCCUGUGGUGGUUCUGUGCCUAUAGCCACAAUAGGAAAAGGAAAUCAUACGUGGAACCUGAAACGCAUUAAGGACAUUCAAGUGAUAAUCAGCCCCUCCAUUAAAGACUCGGUCUACAUCCAAGCCACCCUACUGAGUCUCCUCUUCUUCCUCAUCUUUUACCUGGGUUCCCUGUUGGUCGCGUUUGUGCAUUACGUCAGAAUUCAGAGAAAGGGAUUGGAUCUACAAGACAGCCCAAGUGAUGGUGAAGGUACAGUGUCUAUGUCACAUCCCAUCACCACCAGUACCCCUGAAGGGAGCAGUUACGGCGCCAUUGAUGAGUCGAGUCCCGGGACCGGUAAAAUCCCCCCUCCUGCAGCCAUCCCCCGGCCACGCAUGUACUCCGACAGCUCAGCUGAUGAAGACAGUGACUUUGAAGCCCUCCCAGAGAUGGAGGGUGAUAAGAAUGUCAUUCGUGCAAAGACCUUCCUGUAUGUGUCUGACCUGUCGGUGAAGGACAGAAGAAUCAUUAGUAAGAAGUACAAGAUUUACUUUUGGAAUAUAAGUACCAUCGCUGUGUUCUAUGCGCUGCCUGUUGUUCAGCUGGUUAUCACGUAUCAGACCGUUGUGAAUAUAACAGGAAACCAAGACAUCUGCUAUUAUAACUUCCUUUGUGCCCACCCACUAGGAGUCCUCAGCGCGUUCAACAACGUCAUGAGCAAUAUGGGACAUAUGCUAUUGGGUAUCCUCUUCCUGCUAAUUGUUCUUCGUAGAGACCUUCUGCAUCGCCACCUGCUGGACACAAAAAAUAGCUGCGCAUUGGAUUACGGCAUCCCAAAGCAUUUUGGACUUUUCUAUACGAUGGGCAUCGCCUUAGUCAUGGAAGGUGUUUUGAGCGCUUGUUAUCAUGUGUGUCCAAACUACUCCAACUUCCAGUUUGACACAUCCUUCAUGUAUAUGAUCGCUGGUCUGUGCAUGCUCAAGUUGUACCAGACCCGUCACCCUGACAUCAACGCCAGCGCCUAUUCUGCUUACGCAUCAUUCGCCUUGAUCAUCUUCCUUGCCGUCCUUGGCGUGGUUUUUGGGAAAAAUAACAUCUGGUUCUGGGUGAUAUUUUCCAUCAUUCACAUCCUGGGUUCCCUGGCCCUCAGCACUCACAUCUAUUACAUGGGACGAUUCCGGAUCGACUUUGGUAUUUUCCGCCGAAUUGGUCAGGUCCUAUACACAGACUGCAUACAGCAGUGUAGCCGCCCUAUUUACAUGGAUAGGAUGAUCCUGCUUAUCGUGGGGAAUCUCGUCAAUUGGUUCUUUGCCAUCUUCGGUUUGGUGUACCGUCCUAGAGACUUUGCGUCCUACUUACUGGGCAUCUUCAUCUGUAACCUGCUGCUUUACCUGGCAUUCUAUAUUAUUAUGAAGCUGCGUAGCUCCGAGAAGAUCCAGCCUCUUCCUUUAUUCUGUAUUGUCGCCACCGCUGUGGUCUGGGCAGCAGCUCUCUACUUUUUCUUCCAGAACCUGAGCAGCUGGGAGGAAACGCCAGCUGAAUCCCGGGAAAAGAAUCGUGAGUGUAUCCUUCUCAACUUCUUCGAUGACCACGAUGUUUGGCACUUCUUGUCUUCAACUGCCAUGUUUUUUUCCUUCCUGGUACUUCUCACGCUGGAUGAUGAUUUAGAUGCUGUACGCAGAGAUAAGAUUCCAGUGUUUUAGGAGGCAGGAGACGUUGUCUCAACAUAAAAUUUCUCCUUUUCUUCUAUGCGUCUCUGUCACCAAGAACAACUGGCGUGCCAGCCCAGGAGGCAGCUGCUACAGGAAGAUCUAGUUGAAGGCACAAGCCAAUGGAAAGUAAGAAUGUUCUCCUUAGAUUACCACUACAGCCAAUUGAAAAUGCUGCCUACAAGGAGAGCCUGAGCCCUACAAGUAUGGUUACCUGCCUACAACACCCAGCCUUGUGAAUAAUUCACUUGACGUUCUAACAUCUCUGCACCAAAAUGAAUAAUGGUGUUGUCUUAUAUCUGCAGUUCUAUACAUUUACUUUCAAUCCUGGAUUUCCUUAAUAAAUUAAGGAUUGAAGCAACUCAACACUAAGUCAUGCAGGACACAGCAUUGGUGAUGAGCUAAUAAUGUUUGGUUCAUCAGAAGGGUAAAAUCACUGCCUUGAAAUCUAAAACAAAAUGAUGGAGAAAAUGAGGAAACAAAACUAUGUCUUGUGAGGAGCAGAAACAUUUAUAUGUUGAUGUUUGGGCAUUCAAUAUAUGUCCUUUACUGGAGAAACUCACAGUAAUCUAUUUGCUUGAAUAGGUUACAAUUUUUUCGAAACUGUGUGUGUUUGUUAUGUUGAAUUUGGUGAUCACUUAAAUUAUUAAUUUAUUUGUACAAACAGAUGUAUAUGUUCCUACACACUAAUCUAUUAGGACUUUCCUAAUUAAGAAGAUUUAAAAAAGAUUCCUCCUAUUUGUCUUUCUUCUUUGUGGCAAGUUCAUUGGUGCUCCCAGUUGGCCUACAGUCCGUAUCACAUGAAGUUCACGCCCAUCAAAAGAAUAAACGUUAUAUUUUAUAAGAUAAAUAUUUUACUAACAAAUUGCCAAUAUCAUGUGCACUGCCAAAGUUGAAUCCUCAACACUCAAUAGUAUUUAAUGAGAUUCUUCCAUUCAUAAGUUCUGUUGAUUUGAUUGGGCAUUGCCAACCCCAGAACAGUUAUUGUCAUGUCCAGUAGACACCUCAUGGGUUAUUUUGCUAAAAGCCAGAAUGUUCCUAGAACACAAGCGUGACUUUAUAGGUGUAUUACACACCAAAAGCUGUCUUGGUAUUUAAAGGGACAGUAUACUGUAAAAUAGUUUUUUCCUUAAUGUAUUUCCAAAGACUUGUUGUUCCAGCUACAGAGUAUAAAAUGUAUGAGAAAUUUCAUUUUCAGGUUUAUUUGUGUAUAUGAAUUGGUUGGUUUUGUUUAUUUAUUAAUCCACAACCUAUUAAAAUGGGUUGAGCUUGCAGGUAAUAUCAGAUCUCAUUAUGUUAUCACUUUAUGUACAUGCACAUACUUACCUAUCUUAUAUUUAUCUGUAAACCAAAGCUCAAUGCUUAGAGAGAACAAUGGGAAAUUAACAUUUUAUUACUUAAAGGGACAUGACACCCACAUUUUUUCUUUUAUGAUUUAGAAAGAGAAUGCAAUUUUAAACAUCUUUCUAAUUUACUUAUUUUAUCUAAUUUGUUUUAUUCUCUUGAUAUUCUUUGCUGAAAAGCAUAUCUAGAUAUGCUUAGUAGCUGCUGAUUGGUUGCUGCACAUAGAAGCCUCAUGUGAUUGGCUCACCAUGUGCAUUGCUUUUUCUUCAACUAAGGAUAUCUAAAAAAUGAAGCAAAAUAAAUAAUGGAAAUAAAUUGUAAUGUUGUUUAAAUUUCUAUUCUCUAUCUGAAUCAUGAAAGAAAGAUUUUGGGUUUAGUGGCCCUUUAACUAUCAUGCACCCCAAAGGGAGUUUAAUUUAUUUUGUUGGCUUUGUUUACAAAUUUACAUAGGCUUUUCAAUAGUUUAUACUUUCAGUAUAGCUAGGGAUACCACAAUCUAAAUCAGCUAUUUUGAAAUGCCAAAAUAAUGGUAAAUGAGCUACUUGUAAACAACUUAAUACACUCCAGUAGGUAAAAAAUCAUUGGGAAGAGGGGAGAAACAUUUUGGGUAAACUGUCCCUUUAAUAUCACUUUGAAUAAAUUGACAAAUGUACUUGAAUAUAACAUUAUACCGUUCUUUAUUAAAAAAGUAAAUAAAAUAAUUACAUUUCA
Messenger RNA from Bombina bombina (fire-bellied toad), 4757 nucleotides. It is a transcript of the gene SIDT1, whose product is annotated as SID1 transmembrane family member 1. The record is from RefSeq and is a predicted model, not a curated record. Bases 246 to 2696 code for a protein of 816 amino acids. Gene Ontology annotation, cellular component: membrane. NCBI's taxonomy places the organism in Eukaryota, Metazoa, Chordata, Amphibia, Anura, Bombinatoridae. The transcript is spliced from 26 exons.